UUCUUGGAGUGCUGGGAAAGUCAAGCAAAAACACAGUGCCACCUCAUCUGUAUACUUGGAGGAAAGUCAACAAUGGCAUCUCCAAGGAAGGUAACUGAGAAGCGGCAUAACCCAGUGGAAAGCAUUUGUAGAAAGAUCAGAGCCAUCCACAAGAGAGAAGCAAUUUCAAAUCCAGUUCAGCAGAUUAUCAAAUACCAGUCUAGCAGUUUUGAUAGCCCACAGACCAACACCAAGAAACAUUUUGAAGAGGUACUGAGGAAAAUGACUGCUGCUUGUGUUCCUACACCUGACUCUCAUUGGUCAAGUUCUGAGGAAGUGGAUGCCUUCAUUUCAUUGCCUCAAAUAAUAUCCCCAAGAACCCCAUCCAUCUCUCACCUCAGCUCCCCUGAGACUGCAACAUACUCUGAUAUUCUCACAAGUUCUGAAAACGUCUUAAAGCCGAAGUCACAGAGCAACAAGAAUUAUACAUCUUUGAUGUCACAGAUCAGAAAAGCAGAGUUUUUCUCUAACAAGGAUUUGAAUAACUAUUGUAGUGAAAAUAAUAUUAGUACCUUAACACUUGACUUUGAUUCCACGUUUGGUCAAAGUUUGAAGUGUUUUGAUCCUCAGGAUUCAGUGGUAAAAAACUUAUCUCUGAAUGGAAAUGGAUGGAAACAAGAAGCUGACGAUGGUAAAGAAGAUGUAACACACAGCAUCAACAGGGCCUGUGAAGAAGAGGCACUCACCAAUAUUUUUAAUGCAUGUGACAUAAAACAGAAAGGCUCAGUAGGAGUGGCCAAAAUAAUUGAUUUCCUGAGACAAACAACUAGCCAAAAUUCUGAAGACAGUGGCCUUGAGCAGUUGUGGAACAUGCUUGAUCCUGAGAAGAGAGACCCACAUGUGGACCUGGAAACUUUCCAGGCGAUGAUGAAAGAAUGGAUGGCUUACUGUGGAAACAAAUGGGAAGGAGUGAAUCAUAGAUUAAGCAGCAUCAUUGAUGAUUCUGUUUUUGAACAGGAUGGCAUAAAAUCAGAUGGAACAAUGAAGAUGAGCACAGAUAUAACAGAUUCUACGUCGGGGAGCUUCGAGGCUUUGGGAGGAGACACAUCUAAAGGAGCCUUAGAGGUGUCUGAUUUGAUUACCUACAUAGCAGACCUUCAUUUCAACAAACAAAAACUUGAAGAAGAAAAUAAUAAGUUUAAGUUGGCUUUAGAAAACCUGGAAGAAACUAACAGCCAGUUAUCAGAGGACUGUACCGAAUUGCGCCUUCGGGUAAAAAGUGCCCACCAGGCUAUUAUGAGAACAAAUCUGUUAAAAGAAGAACUGGAGGAACUGAAACUUAGUAUGAAUGCUUCAGAAGAGCAGAAGAGCAUGAUUGUAGCCCAGAGCAAACAAUUAGAGACAGAAAACCGGGCUCUGAUUCUUAAGAUUGGGAUUCUACAGGAAGAGAAUAUCAAGAACAUCAUGGAUAUAGACAGACUGGAAAAGAAGAUUGAAGACUUGUCUAAAACUGAGACAGAGCACCAAAUGCAGUUACACACAUAUGAGAACACUUUGCUUAAUAAAGAUACAAGUUUGCAGAAGAAAGGCUUAUAUAUAGAAGAACUUAAAUCAACCAUCAUAGAAUAUGGAAGCAUUAUAGAGAAUUUACGAGGGGAUAAAAAUAAACUGGCUCAUGAGUUACAGCACUUGCAACAGGAACUCAUCACAAAUGGGAUCCAGUUGAAUGUUAAUGGAGAGUGUAAUAGUAUCAUCUCUGAAGGAGAAAAAUCUUUACUUUAUGAACUCACUCUUGCUCAGUCUGCAGAGAACACUGACACUGAAAGGCAGCACAAUGCAAUCAACUUGUCAUCUCUGGACGCCAUGAUGGACCAAGAAAUGCUGCUGUUACUAAGAGAGCCUGAGCAAAAAGGAGUGGAAUUCACAACCACUCUUCAGAAGCUGCUCAAAGAAAUUUCUAAAAUUGCAACCCUCAUUGAAAGCUGUCGAUGGUGGGUAAAUAAUCGAGAAAUAACUGUGAAAGAAAAGUGGGAGGAGCAGCUUACUGAAUUCAACAAUAUCAUGGAAGAGAAGCUAGAUCUUUGCAUAUUAAUGCUGAACAUCUUGGGAAAUCACAAAGAGUCUCUUGAUCAAGAAUUUGCCAAAUUAAUAGAGAUUUUGAAGAGAUUCAGGCAGGAAUAUUUUUAUUUCAGAAAAGAAUUUCUUGCCAGUCAGAAACAACUAGAAGCCAUUAAACAACUGCAAGAAGAUGCUGUCAACCAGGAAGGCAUCCUUGGGAAGAGACUCCAAGAAGCCAGCCAAUGGCUGGAGGAUGCGAAGGAGCAGGUAGGGUGGCUCAUGGCUACAUUAGAUUCAGGGGACAUCUCCUUAGAUGCCCUGCAAACCAUGAAAUAAAAAUGGAGGAGGAACAACAACAACAAACAAAAAA
Messenger RNA from Rhinopithecus roxellana (golden snub-nosed monkey), 2407 nucleotides. RefSeq names its product lymphoid-restricted membrane protein. The transcript has 18 exons. The record is from RefSeq and is a predicted model, not a curated record. Gene Ontology annotation, cellular component: endoplasmic reticulum membrane. The coding region runs from base 73 to 2373 and encodes 766 amino acids. Lineage: Eukaryota; Metazoa; Chordata; Mammalia; Primates; Cercopithecidae.